GGGGUAGGAGUGUGACCAUCACAAUUUGUGGGAAUAAGGGUGGAAAAAAAGAAACCAGCCAGAUAAUUUGGAAAGGUGAUGAGGCGGCAGGUCCUUUUUAAAAAGCUCUAGAUAAGGAAUCUUCAGUCUCUAUAGGAGUGGGAAUUACUGAGUUCAUUUGCUGUAACCUUGGUUGACUUUAUCUCUUUUGCUAUGAAAAGGAGCCAGAAGAUGCCAAUUUCUCUCUUGUCCAGUUUAUCUUGCUCAAAAGGGCUUGAGUUUCCAACAAUUUCUGUUAAGACUUUCUGGUUGCCUAGUAAUCAUUUCCAGAUACCUCAAUAUUUGUUAACAUUGGCUGGUUUAGUCAUGCACUUGGCCCAAAACAAGAGGGUACUGUGUUCCUUUUUCCCUCCAGAGGGGUGAUUUUAUUUUGCAUAAUUUUUUUGCUGUAUUGCCUAAACAUAUAAUUGCUUGUAAAUCUUUGUAACGCCCAGCGUAGGGCCUGACCUGCCUCAUAAUUGUCACUUAGUAAGUGCUAAGCUAAAUAAAGUUAACUGUUCCAGUUAGAUCAAGGAGAUAUAUAUGUAUUACCUCCAGGUGAUAGGUGUGGCGGGUGGAGAAGUGCUGGGGACCUGUCCUCUCAGGAUGGGGGAGUGGGGAACAGAAAGGAGGAUGUCCAGCCUGCUUAUGUUUUGCCCUUGACUUUGCUCAUGGGCUGACAUAGUAACAUUUUAACUACCUCUCAGCAUGGCCAGGGAGGAACCUUACCCAGGAGUAAGGGUAGAGUCCACUCCUUGGCUCCUGCUCCCCUCCUGGCCCAGGUGUCAUGGCCUGGGCCCAGGUAGGAAGAGACUUUUCACAGCUUGGUGUCUCGUCCUCCAGAGCACCAAGGGUAGGGAGCCAGCAUGUGCGCCCAAGGACGGGAAGAGCCUCUUCAGCGGGCUGGCCACUGGGGAGUCCAGCUGGUCACAGCACCGCCAGCGGCGCCUGCAGGACCAUGGCAAGGAACGGAAGGAGCUCUUCUCCAUGACUUUGCAGUGUGCAGAGAAGAAGCCUGAAGCUGGUGGCCCGGAGGCAGAGCCCUGCCCGGAGCUCCACGUGGAGGUGCUGGAGACCCUGACACGGGCUCCUGCUGCAGGCCCUGAGGGUGGGGGGGUCCGCCCCGAGCAGCCGUUCAUCGUGCUGGGGCAGGAGGAGUACGGAGAGCACCACUCCUCCAUCAUGCACUGCAGAGUGGACUGCUCGGGGAGGAGGGUCGCCAGCUUAGACGUAGAUGGGGUCAUCAAAGUGUGGUCCUUCAACCCCAUCAUGCAGACCAAGGCAUCCUCCAUUUCCAAGUCGCCGCUGCUCUCUUUAGAGUGGGCCACCAAGCGGGACAGGCUGCUCCUGCUGGGCAGCGGUGUGGGGACGGUGCGCCUCUAUGACACGGAAGCCAAGAAGAACCUCUGUGAGAUCAGCAUCAACGAUGAUAUGCCCAGGAUCCUGUCUCUCGCGUGUAGCCCCAGCGGGGCCUCUUUCGUCUGUUCAGCCGCAGCUCCGAGCCUUGCUGCCCAGGUGGACUUGUCCGCGCCAGACAUCGGCAGCAAGGGCACCAACCAGGUUCCUGGCAAGCUGCUGCUGUGGGACACGAAAACCAUGAAGCAGCAGCUCCAGUUCUCCCUGGAUCCGGAGCCCAUUGCCAUCAACUGCACAGCCUUCAAUCACAAUGGGAACCUGUUGGUCACGGGGGCAGCUGAUGGCGUCAUCCGGCUGUUCGAUAUGCAGCAGCACGAGUGCGCUAUGAGCUGGAAGGCCCACUGCGGGGAGGUCUGCUCUGUGGAGUUCAGCUACGAUGAGAACACCGUGUACAGCAUUGGCGAGGACGGGAAGUUCAUCCAGUGGAACAUCCACAAGAGCGGCCUGAAGGUGUCCGAGUACAGCCUCCCCGCUGACGCCACGGGCCCCUUCGUGCUGUCGGGUUACAGCGGCUACAAGCAGGUCCAGGUCCCCCGGGGCCGACUCUUUGCUUUUGACUCAGAGGGGAAUUACAUGCUGACGUGCUCUGCCACAGGGGGCGUCAUCUAUAAGCUGGGCGGGGAGGAGAAGGUUCUGGAGAGCUGUUUGAGCCUGGGCGGCCACCGCGCCCCUGUGGUCACCGUGGACUGGAGCACAGCCGUGGACUGCGGGACCUGCCUCACUGCCUCCAUGGACGGCAAGAUCAAGCUGACCACCCUCCUGGCCCAUAAAGUCUGAUGGGGCCCGCCCCAAGGGCCACCCACGGAAGCAGUAUUAUCCUGGGAGGCAGGCAGAGACGGCUCAGGAAGACAGGGCGCUCCCCUUCCGGCUCCCUGCCAGGGUGGGGAGUCUUCAGGGAGAGACUGCCCAGGGGGCUCAGGCACUGUCCAGCCGCCUGACGAGAACAGGAGCCAUGUAGAACCGUGGCACGUGUUCCCCAGACAUCGGCAUGCCGGCCUCUGCCAGGAGCAGGCUCCAGAUGGUGGGAGGAAAGCUCAGGAAGCAGGAGAAACAUUGUGAUGGCUGCUGUUGGCCUAGAAGAGAUUGAAAGUAUUUUGUAUAUAUUCGCUCAGUUUUCUUUUUUAAAAAAAGAAUGCUCUUGUGGUCA
Physeter macrocephalus (sperm whale) is the source of this 2581-nucleotide messenger RNA. RefSeq names its product WD repeat-containing protein 91. The record is from RefSeq and is a predicted model, not a curated record. Gene Ontology annotation, biological process: early endosome to late endosome transport; negative regulation of phosphatidylinositol 3-kinase/protein kinase B signal transduction. Gene Ontology annotation, cellular component: extrinsic component of endosome membrane; early endosome membrane; late endosome membrane. The transcript has 9 exons. Gene Ontology annotation, molecular function: phosphatidylinositol 3-kinase inhibitor activity; protein binding. NCBI's taxonomy places the organism in Eukaryota, Metazoa, Chordata, Mammalia, Artiodactyla, Physeteridae. Bases 727 to 2211 code for a protein of 494 amino acids.